Messenger RNA from Puccinia triticina, 1410 nucleotides. RefSeq lists its product as uncharacterized. The transcript has 3 exons. The coding region runs from base 1 to 1410 and encodes 469 amino acids. The record is from RefSeq and is a predicted model, not a curated record. Lineage: Eukaryota; Fungi; Basidiomycota; Pucciniomycetes; Pucciniales; Pucciniaceae.
AUGAUCUUCUUGCCCUUUUCUGCAUUCCUGUUCUUAUGGCUCGCUCAUUCCCCUUCCUCACUCGCCCGCCACACCCUGCACAAGCGUAUGGCUGAUCAGAGUGCCCGCCUCCUUGAAGCUUCCUCAAGAGCACGCGAGCCCCAAAGCGCCUAUGAUCAAAUCGCUAGCACUUCUUCUGACCGCCUGGUUCCUCUCCUCAGCUCUGGCCGUCGUCUUCCAACAGACCCGAGCCCGCAUCUGCCAGCUUCAGGCUCAGCUGCUGCUCCCAUACCUGCUAUGAUAGAUCAAUUUAGCGCCACUUGGAAGUCCGUCUCUUUUCUUGCAAAAUUACUUUACCGCGCCACUUCUCGGCCCAGGAUAUUCAGCUACGCUCGCCAACUUCAAGGCAAAUUUUCUACUAUACCGUCCGACUCAGACCAAGUAAUGCACCUCGACACCAUGGUUGAAAACAUGCUCCAAGGCUUGAUCAUCGAAAGCAACUACGAAUCUUACCUAACAGUCGAUCUUUCCUACUUCAAAGACCAAAUCGCGCAAUCGACGACCUGGUAUUUGCGCGAAAUCCGAAAGUUCGUCAUUGAGGGGGAGAUGCAGAAGUAUGACUCGGAAAUAGCGAGCAACAGCCAGCUGAUCGCCAAGAAACUGACCAGACCCGCGGGGCCUGGCGACAUACAUCCUCUUGUCGUUCUGUCCAAAAAAAUCUCGCAAUUCAACUGGCGUGACCUGCAGGCUUCUCGGAAAGCCAUCCGCUCCCGCAAGGAGCCCUCUAUAGCGGCUCUGGCCAAUUUACAUGGAUUAUUUGGACCCCAGGAUAUCUUCAAAACCUCAUUAAACACGAUGCUUUGCCAUCACAGCUUCGAGUAUAAGCCAAGGUACCUUAAAAGUGUUCUCCCGGUUAAAUUGUUUGGGGAACUUGAAAAAUUACAGCCUCACCUCACAGAGCUGGCCGAAUACCUACGCAAGACCGAAAACGCGCCGGCCAGUUCGCCACUACCCCCCAACUUGGUUGAUGAGUUCAUGCAGUUUCGAUCGAGACUAACUUGGAUGUUUGGGGAUUUCAAAGCCUUUGAAAAAUACAUGUCAAAAGUUAUCCAAUCAGAGCAUUACAAAGCUUUUGAAACCGAACUCAAGUCCCCCAAGGACAUAGCCGGUUACGAACUUCAGCUCAUACAGUUACCAGGUGACGCGCAGACAUUGGAAAGCAUGGUCCAACUGGUUCCUGGGGAUGACAUCCUUGCUUUCACGGAGGAUCUUCAAGUUAGAGAAUGGGCUCUACAAAACACUGAAAAGCGUUUGAGAACUGCAACCAAAGCCUGGGAACUCAGAGAAAACCUUUUACAGAUUUAUACCCCUCAAGGUCUUGACCUCAUUUCCCAGAAGAUAUCUGCUCCGGUAAAAUUUUUGAAACAAUGA